Messenger RNA from Cercopithifilaria johnstoni, 1386 nucleotides. The record is from the annotation of a GenBank genome assembly. Lineage: Eukaryota; Metazoa; Nematoda; Chromadorea; Rhabditida; Onchocercidae.
AUGGAUAGGACAAAUGAGGUUUGUCCAGUAAACGAAUGGUAUGGUUGUAUUGAAACGACAAAAUUGGGAUAUAUGAAAGAAUCUGUCGAUAAGGAAAUAAUUUUGUGUGACACAGAAAUAGCAAGAAGAAAAGAAGAGAUCGAAAGUUACAGAAAAUUACAAAAACAUCUCGAGGAUCUCCCAAAAAAGCUUACACAUAAUGUUAACGUUCCUUUGGGUAAAGUGGGUUUUAUGCCUGGUCGAAUCGUGCAUACCAAUAAAGUAAUGGUUUUACUUGGUGAUAAUUAUUUCGCAGUAUGUUCAUGCUUUCAUGCAUGUCAAAUUAUUGAUCGUCGAAUAUCUUAUAUCCAGAAGAGUAUCGACGAUUUUGAAAAAGAGAGGAAGCGUGCUUUAACUCAAAUGGAGUUCGGUAGCGAAUUGUUUGAUUUGGGGAAGGAACAAGUUGAAAUACGGGAACCACUUGAUGAGGCAAAAUAUGACGAAGAAAAAAAAUUUAGAUAUAUGCGUAAAAAAAAUUAUAUGGAACAAGAAAAACUGGAAGGAAGAUGCAAUGCUGAGGAAGACUUCGAGCAAAAAAACGGAAGAUUAAAUAACAAGAAAGAUACAGCUGAGACAAUUAGUGAAUUAGUGAAUGCGGAAUAUUUAUGUAUGAAAACACAUGAGAAGCUGGAUGAAACCAAAGAUUAUGAUGAAGGAAUUACAGAAGGAUUUGAUGAAAAAAUCGAAAAUUUUUCUGCGGAUUAUCAGAAAUUGUUAGAAAGAUUGGAUGAACUUGAAAGGCAAGAAGAAGAAGCAGGUGAAUUAGAAAGCGAUUAUAGCAGUAGUCUUGAUUCGGAUGAUUUUCCUUUGAAAAGUAAAAAAGCUAUAAAUAGCAACACUUCAUUGAAAGAGAUAGAAGAAGUGAAAAGGAUGGAAACGGUGCACAAUGGAAAGGAAAGCAUUACUCAAGUGGUGUUAAAGGAAGCAAAUAAUGAAUCUCAAAAAGCACAACGUAUAGUUCGUUUCAAAAGUGAAGAUGAAGCUUAUUCAGCUAAUACAACACCAAUUUCAUCACCAAAUUCAGAAAUAUCGCUGCAUGAAAAUGAACCGAAAAUAAUUAUAAAUGAGGAUCCGCGUUUUUCAUGUCCUUUGCCACGUUCCAUUUUACGAAAUUUUAAUGAAAAAUCUCCAGUCGAUGUAGAUGCUUUAGCUGCUGCUGAGUCAGAAAAUCGGAAAGAAAUUAUACCGAUUUCUGGACAGGCAUUUACGGGUAAAGUAUUGGAGAGGUGUCCACCUGUCAAUAACGAUACAAAAAUCAGCGAAUCAAUACCAGUUACAAUGUCUUCAAAGGAUGGAUCACCUCGACGGGCUUCACGUUUUAAAAUGUCACGCGCACAUCUCGAUUAG